GUAAACUUCUUCUACGGUAUAAACUGAUAUUAUAUUCUACUUUACUCUUUCAAAUAGUUUUGUUCUGUAGCAGAAGUUAAUGGCUUUUUGGGGAAUUGAAUUAGUGCCAGAAAAACCUUACACCCUUGUCUAUGAUAAAUCGCGAGGAAGAUGACGCAUUUCUAAGGCAACAUUAGGUAUUGAUGAUCAUUCAGAAGAGAGGAGUGUUGUUAAAUGUAAAGUAGGAGAUAAAUACCCAAUACUUUUGUGCUCGCUGCGGCCUCGUGUUAAAGAUUCGUGUUCGAUUGAUGUUGAAUUUAUUGAGAAUGAGGAUGUUGUUUUUGAAGUUAUUGGUCCUGCCACGACCAGUGUGCAUCUUGUUGGCUUUUAUGUUGGCAAUAGUCAUUAUGGGGACAAUGGAGAAAGAUGCAUAAUUGGGACUUGGGAGGUGGAACCCCAUAAGUACUAAGUACUUGGUAAUUCCUCUCACUUAAGAAUUAUGUGGCCUCGGAAACAAGUCACCUCUUGACCCCCCCUAAGACUUUGAUAUCUCAGCACAAAUUCAUAUCAGGAGAUAUUUAGGGGACUCAACUACGGUAGAAUUGUUGUUUCGCAAAAAGAAAAUGUCAUUACCAUUUGAUUGUUUAAUUUUGUUUCUCGUUGCUAAUUAUGUAUCGCUGAAAAGUGAUCAUUGUGAGUUAAACAAUAUGAAAAAGACUGUAGACAAUGGAGCUGCAGUUAAUGGACGUGUACGAAAAUUUUCUAAUGGUUUGGUUAUUGAAGACUUGGUAAUGAAUCCAGAACGUGUCAGCAUACUGGCUACUCCUGGAUCUACGGUGUUGAUAUCUUAUGUUGGACAAUUGAAGUCCAAUGGCUUAGUUUUUGAUUCAAGUUUCUCCAAACCACCAUUUUUGUUCAAAUUAGGGGCAGGAGAAGUUAUCAAGGGUUGGGAUAUUGGGAUAAAUGGUAUGCGCAUUGGGGACAAAAGAAGGCUCACAAUUCCACCAUCUUUGGCGUAUGGGUCUAAAGGACGUGAAAAUGUACCACUCGGAGUUUAUAUUUGAGAUUGAGAUGCUUAAAAUUCUACGGUAAUGCUAGAUUGGUUUAAGGCCUACUGUUUACUGUGCAAGUAAUAUAACUAUUACGGAAGUUAUUUUGGUUAACUGUGUCCUGGCCCCUGGGCUUGAAUUUGAAGUAGCAACAUUGUUAAUACUUGUUUGCAAAUAACAGCUUGUGCAAUCUUUGCUGCAGUUUGAUAGAAACCGUAUUUAGUUUUGCGA
Molecule: messenger RNA, 1259 nt
Organism: Papaver somniferum (opium poppy)
Lineage: Eukaryota; Viridiplantae; Streptophyta; Magnoliopsida; Ranunculales; Papaveraceae
Product: peptidyl-prolyl cis-trans isomerase FKBP53-like
Exons: 8
Coding region: 603-1043 (146 amino acids)
Molecular function (GO): peptidyl-prolyl cis-trans isomerase activity
Source: RefSeq, a predicted model, not a curated record